AUGACGCAGCCCCUGUUCCAGCAUCGUCUCCCGUUUGGGCUGGCUCCAUUUCAGAAGCCGUCUCCCUCCACCCCCUUCUUCCCAGCCUUCCUCCUUCCUCCUCCUCCUCGCCUCACCGUCACUCUCAAACACCCCCCCCCCCCACUCCCCACGCCUCGCGCCCGCUUCCCCCCGCCGCCCCAAACUCCUUCCUCAGGACCGUGGGAUGCGGACCGACCCUUCUGCCCCACCCCACUCCCCCGCAUCCCGGGUGUAACCGGAUGGCAAAAAUCAAAGCUGGCUCCAAUUUACCCCAGUUGUCUUCCUUUGAACACUCAUAAGGCAUCUGCCCCUGAUUUUAAUCCAAAGGAGCUGCUUUUGGAACUGGCGUGUCCGGCUUUGGUGUGUGCCUGCUGAGGAAGAGGCCCACUCUUUUCUCCAGUCUUGGUAUGUGGAUUUCUCUCUCUCCAAGUAAUUCCUUAGCGUACCCUUGAAUGGCAUCUACCACACGUGACAUCGCUAUUCACUAGAAGACAUCCUCCUUGAUUUCUUGGGGGGCCCAUAAGAUGACUGAAGUUGUAGACAUGGACAAAACCUAAUUUGGAGCUACCAGCAUCCCCAAAGAUGUCAGAAAGGGCAUUCACCUGUACCCCCUUCCUGAUGAAACAUGCUGGAGCCCCACAUUUACCCGCUGUUCAUCCAGGACCAAGUGUGCAUGCAGCACCUGAAUUUUGUGAUCUCCUGCAUACUGUACCUCUCACUUCCACCCCUUUGCAAAUGAUGCACUUGAUGGCUGCAGAGGAACAGCAAAGACUUGGAACAGACAUUGAGGUCCUAUUGCUCCUGUCGGAAACUUCUGUUGACGCAGCAUGAGUUGGAUGGGACCCAGAGAAACCAAAUACAGACAAGUAAUGAUGAGUUGGCCAUACAAGCAAGGAAAAUCACAGAUAACAGGAAUGUUUCGGCUACCUUCAUCCUCAUCCGAUGAUGCUUAAGGAACUCAGCUGGCUCGAUCUUCUGUGCACCAGCAGGGACUUCUUUAAAUGGGUAAACUGUAUAGAACAUUGUUUUCAAGUUUAACGUAGUUGGAAUUAACUUUAUGAAAUAAUGGCAUAUCUAAAGACAGGUUAUAUACAUAGCACAGACAUGUACGUGUGCAUUUAUAUGUGCAAGUCUGUGUAUACAUGUGUAUAUAUACAUAAGUGCACACAUAUGUAUGGAAAUGCUGAUGUUAUUCACCUUUUUAAAUCUUUACCACUAGUAUUAACAUGAAUGUGCUGUUAAAUUUGGCAGUGCUAUGCGUUUUUGUUGGAGUUUACUUCUGUAAGAUAAAAUCAUAAAGAUAAGCUGUGAAACUCGUGCAGCUGAUGACACAAUUCUAGAAUCUCGUGAUGCUGAAUCUCAUAUUUCUAUGAGUGUGGGAUGGAUGUUCCUUGCUGAAAUAAUUAUACUGCCUAUUGCAAUAUAUGUUUCCUUGUUUUUAUGUGGGCACUGAGGUGUCCAAACUAUUAAACGUAUAUGUACAAUGAA
This is a messenger RNA of Passer domesticus (house sparrow), 1509 nucleotides long. RefSeq lists its product as uncharacterized. The transcript is spliced from 8 exons. Lineage: Eukaryota; Metazoa; Chordata; Aves; Passeriformes; Passeridae. The coding region runs from base 1 to 396 and encodes 131 amino acids. The record is from RefSeq and is a predicted model, not a curated record.